AUUGGUUUUUUUUUUUGGAAAACUUUUCAAAAUAAAAAGUUUUUUUCAAAAUUAUGGAGUCAAUGCGUUUUUUUCGUACAUUAAAGUAUCCUAUUAGACGUUAUCAUCAAAUUCUACGCUAUCCUAAAAAUUUAUCAGUUGUAAAACGUUUCUUCAGUAGUGAAAAAAAGAGAGUGAAAGGUAUUGUACUUGGUGUUUAUCAAGUAGACGGAGAUAAGCCCCCAAAACUGACGGUUAGCGGAGAGAAAUUUGACGAUCGAACAUCUGGAAAACUUACGGAUCUCAUUAAGGAAACUCAUAUUACAGGUGCUUUGGGUAAAGGGAAAGUGUUUAAUAAUGUAGAUCCGGAAUACCGUUCCAUAGCAGUUAUUGGAAUUGGUUAUGAAAACGUUGGUUUUAACGAAAUGGAGGACAUCGACGAAGGCAUGGAAAAUGUUCGCGUUGCAGCUGGAGUGGGUGCGCGCAGUUUACAAAUGGCAUGUUGCACUGAAGUAUAUGUAGAUUCAAUGGAGUAUCCAGAGCAAGCCGCUGAAGGUGCGGCAAUGGCAAUUUGGAGAUAUCAUGAAAAUAAAAUGAAAAAAAAACGUACCAAAACUCCCAAAUUGGAAUUAUAUGAUUCUCCAGAUGUGGAUGCGUGGACUCGUGGUUUAUUUAAAGCAGAAGCACAAAAUCUUGCGCGUCGUUUAAGUGAUACACCCGCUAAUCAAAUGACACCCACUUCGUUCGCACAAGCAGCUGUAGAUGCACUGUGCCCAUGCGGUGUAACAGUCGAAAUCCGUUCCAUGGAUUGGAUUGAACAUUAUCAUUUAAAUUCAUUUCUUAUGGUUGCUAAAGGUUCCUGCGAACCACCCGUUUUGCUCGAAGUUAGCUACUGCGGUACAUCACCCGAAGACAAACCGCUUCUUUUACUAGGCAAGGGAAUAACUUUUAAUAGCGGUGGUUUGUGUUUACGUGACGCACGUGGUAUGGAUGAAUAUCGUGCAGCCAUGGCUGGUGCAGCAGUUGUUGUUGCAACGAUACGAGCAGCUGCUGCUCUAUCAUUGCCGGUAAAUGUUACAGGUGUCAUACCACUUUGUGAAAAUAUGCCAUCAGGUAUGGCUGUCAAACCGGGUGACGUUGUAAAACUUUUGAAUGGGAAAACAUUAGCAGUUCGUGAUCCCGACAAAGCAGGUGUGGUGGUUAUGGCUGAUCCUUUGCUUUAUGCUCAAGUUACUUAUAAACCACGUUUGAUUGUUGAUAUUGCAACACUAGGCUUAGGUGUUGUAAAAGGUUUAGGCGGUAGUGCGGCAGGAGUGUUUACCAAUUCUAAUUCUGUUUGGAAGAGUUUAAGAAAAGCUGGUCAAAUUUCUGGUGAUCGUAUGUGGCGAUUACCACUAUGGAACUAUUUUAAACACCUUGUAACUGAUAAUCCGGGUUUUGAUCUUAGUAAUAAUGGUAAAGGACCAGCUUCAUCGUGUUUAGCAGCUGCAAUCUUACAUGAACUAGUUCCAUGUAUUGAUUGGGCUCAUAUUGAUAUAAGGGGUGUAGGUAUGUUAACAAGAUAUGGUACACUUCCAUAUUUAUUAAGAUAUCGGAUGACUGGACGUCCCACACGUACUAUAAUUCAAUUCUUAUACCAAAUGGCUUGCCCAGAUCAAAAGUAAUAUUUUACUUUAAAUUAUUAAUUUGCAUGAAAAAACCAGAUUUGAUCGAGGUAUAAUUUAUAUAUAAAUUAAAUGUGGCUCAAAUGAGACUUGAAUUUUCUAUGUUCCAAAAUGUGUUUUGUCUAUAUAUAUUUGUGUUGAAUUGU
This is a messenger RNA of Teleopsis dalmanni, 1789 nucleotides long. RefSeq names its product cytosol aminopeptidase-like. Gene Ontology annotation, biological process: proteolysis. The record is from RefSeq and is a predicted model, not a curated record. Gene Ontology annotation, cellular component: cytoplasm. The transcript is spliced from 8 exons. The coding region runs from base 54 to 1643 and encodes 529 amino acids. Gene Ontology annotation, molecular function: metalloaminopeptidase activity; manganese ion binding. NCBI's taxonomy places the organism in Eukaryota, Metazoa, Arthropoda, Insecta, Diptera, Diopsidae.